Prunus armeniaca (apricot) is the source of this 243-nucleotide messenger RNA. The record is from the annotation of a GenBank genome assembly. NCBI's taxonomy places the organism in Eukaryota, Viridiplantae, Streptophyta, Magnoliopsida, Rosales, Rosaceae.
AUGAUCGGGACUCGUGUACCCUUGACGGGGCGCACGAGUAUUGAGGAUUCUGCUGUGCGUGCUGGUGGGCCUAGUCCUCCUGUUGGACAGCUCAUCCCUAUCGGCAUGGUUGUUGAGGAUUCCUCCGUGUGGUUCAACCAAACGAUCCCUAGUUGGAUUGUUCCCCCUCCCCAGCACUUGGACACUUGGAUGCGGAAACUCGGAUAUUUAUAUUUGGAUAUGUCGGAACCCGGCCACCUUUAG